Molecule: messenger RNA, 2424 nt
Organism: Aspergillus candidus
Lineage: Eukaryota; Fungi; Ascomycota; Eurotiomycetes; Eurotiales; Aspergillaceae
Product: putative respiratory complex assembly protein Rmp1
Exons: 1
Coding region: 60-2366 (768 amino acids)
Source: RefSeq, a predicted model, not a curated record
UCUUCCAGUUAAAGAUUCGGUCGACCACCGGUUUCAGAGGUCGCACCGCCGAUUCCCUAAUGUUGUCACGGACUUCUAAACCGGCCGCAGGGCUUUUGGGCUCUCACGGUUCCCCUAUUUGCCGGAAAUGUGCCCUUCCUUCGACGGUGCGCGGGCGCGAGGUUUUUCUCCGAUACCAGAACACCGCCAGCGAUUCUUCCGACCGACCGCCACGGCCUCGCUCGCGCAAUGAUCGCAGACCGCACGCGGAAAAUAAGAGUCGACGAAGGGACCAGAGCAAAAAAGUGCCCAUUGAGGUGACUUCGCUAGGAAGACCUGGUGAGGUGGUGGUCCUCCCGGAACGAACACGGCGUCGCCGCCAGCCUGCCCCAAUCGAACAAGAACCCAAGGAUGGGACCGAGGACACCGCCCUCCCAUUUUUCUUGGAAGAGAUAGACAACGAUGAUGGGCUUGACGCAAUCGAGCGCAUCGAGUCCUUCCGUUCGGCACACCAACCCGGGAAUAAAUUGUCUGGCGCCGAGUGGGAGAAUCUCAGAAAGGACAUCCAGGGCUCUUUCACAUCGCAGCAAUUAUCCGAUUAUCUUGAGGAGUUAUCUCGCGGUGUCUCAGAAUUCAGCGGUGGUCAGCAGUCAAGCGAGGGGACAGACGCCGGCGCAUGGAGGCCUGGGAUCUCGGCGUUUGUGGAAAUGGGACCAGUCUCGCAGGAGGGCGUCGCGGAUAGGAUUGCGACGUCACAAGGCAUGAAGGGUAAAGAACUUCUUGUGGAGAAGAUUCUCCGUGACUACUGGGGUCUUGGUGUGGCCGAUGAGCCUGGACAGCUGGACGUCCGUCCCCCUGCCCACUCUUUAUCGCUACUUUUGAACGCGAAAACCUUCUCCUUUGGAGAGGUAGCAAGUCUCCAUGAAGCGAAGAUCGAUAUCACACAUUCGCUUGGCCUUGUGAGGAUCACCGGGGAUCAAGAAUCCUGCGAAUCAAUUCGUGAAAUUAUAUGCGACACCAUGGCCAGGAUCCGGCACGAGGGGAUCAAUUUAUACCAGGAUAAGGCUGGAGUCAAAGGCAAUGGCCGCAUCUUCAGCGCUGAUUUCUUAUCGUGGGUCGGUAAGACUUAUGGGGUCGCCUUUGAACUGGGGCCGUCGGAUGUUCCGGUCAAACUGUACUACCUGGCUGAGAAUCAGAGUGGGCCGGAUGAUGCUCGGAGGACCCUGAAUCUCGCAAUUUAUGAUGCUGCAUCUUCGUCGAUACCAUUUGGCACCUACUUGUCCGCAUCCGAGCCGGCGGAUGUCCAUCCCGUCGACCCGGAGAACAACACAUCCUGGCCCAAUCGUCAGAAGGAGUGGUUUCGCUGGGGCAUGCCAUCUACCGAGCCUUCGGAGAGGAGGGUAUUCGACACUCCUCUAUUUGAUAACCACGAGACGCGCCUCUCUGCCGAACUUCUGAAAUUGCUUCGGCGAGGAACUCCCGGCGCUCCCCAGGACGGGUCUACUGCAGUCCGAGAGACUGUAACAGCGGCCGUUGGGAAGUGUCUCUUCCAACACAAAGCGCCGUUCGAUAAUCAACUGGCUAGCCCCUCUCAACUUGGCAAAAUGGCCCUCCCCCGUAUCUUUACCACAGACAUUCCUCGCGUGCCGUCUUUCCUCGGAUCGUUGAGACCCCUCGAGUCCUCUCGGAUCCACCGCUUCCGGCUGGUCCCGUCGGCUAUACACCAAGGCGUCUUUCCCCAGCUGGAGGUAGAAGCCACGAUGAAAGCGCCGCUCGACGAAUCCCAUACAGGGCUAGACAUCGCCGUGUCCUCCGCGCAGGCUGUGCUGUCCCAGAACAGCGUGGACUACCUGCUGCCGGAAAGUGGACUGGAUCUACGGUUCACGCGGAAGUUGACGCGCGACAUAUCGGAAGAGUGCGGCGAAGGUAGCUCGCUCGCCGGGCUCCGGGGUACCCUGCAAGGUCUCCUCGCCAAGAGCCAGGGUUUCGAUGAUGUGCUUCUUCCAAUAUUCUACAAGAUCACACUCCCCAACCGAUUCUUGAACCGGAAGGAGCCAAGUCAGGAUGCGAACGGACACACCACCGGGGAGUACAUGUUCACGCCCGUCGACGACAUCCGAGCCACCCGCAUCCAGCAGUACGAUUUCCAGAACCAACAGCUGAGUUACUCUUAUUACGAGAGUGGUCCGUUCUUGGCACACCACACUACCGAUCUGUCGCUGGACUUGGAUUUAACGGGCGGGUCCGAACCCAAACCUCCCAUUCCAUCGGAGUCGUCUGAGACCGGUGACGCGGCGCCACAGACUGUGGAGGAUAAGUUCGAUUCAUUCUACAGCGCUUCGUGCUCGCUGGCGUUCAAAGUGGAUCGAGCCUGGCGAUUGCUGUAGCCUGACAGGGGAGGCUGAUUUUCACGCACAACUGUAUUAUAGAUAUGGGAUCUUUGGU